AUGGGACUCUCCGGAAUCCGCACCGUGGGGAAGGUGAGCUUCGAUAAGCCAGCAGACGAGCAGGAGGUUCUCCAUAACAGAUGGCAUCCGGAUAUCCCGUUCGCCGGUACUAUAAAGGAUGGGGAGACCGUGAAGAUCGAAUGCGUGGAUUGGACCGGUGGGCAAAUCGGCAACAACGAUAGCGCGGACGAUGUUCGCAACGUGGAUUUGACGAAAAUACACUACCUCACUGGGCCAUUCGAAGUUGAGGGAGCGCAGCCCGGUGAUAUGCUACUCGUGGAGAUUAUGGACGUGCAACCAUUCCAGGAUCAACCCUGGGGUUUUACGGGAGUCUUUGAUAAAAACAAUGGUGGAGGUUUCCUGGAUGAGAUAUAUCCUUCAGCCGCCAAGGCCAUCUGGGACUUCGAGGGCAUCUACUGCACCUCGCGCCACAUCCCGCACGUCAAGUUCGCAGGGCUCAUCCACCCAGGCAUCCUGGGCUGCGCACCGUCGGCCGAGGUUCUCGAGAUCUGGAACCAGCGCGAGGGAGAGCUGAUUGCCGCCAACAAGCUCGACCGCGACGUCGCGCUGCCACCUAAUCCCGUUUGCGCACAUGCAGGCUCCGGGGAUGCGGCCAUCAAGGAAAAGGUGGGAAAGGAGGGCGCGAGAACCGUGCCUGGUAGACCCGAGCAUGGUGGUAAUUGCGACAUUAAAAACCUCAGUCGAGGCAGCAAGGUUUACCUGCCCGUUCAUGUACCGGGCGCCAAGUUCUCUGUGGGUGAUCUGCACUUUAGCCAGGGCGAUGGCGAAAUUUCGUUCUGCGGUGCCAUUGAAAUGGCGGGAAUUAUCACCAUCAACUUCAAGGUGAUGAAGAACGGUAUGGCGGACCUAGGGAUGAAGUCGCCCAUCUACAUCCCUGGCCCAGUUGAGCCCCAGUUUGGGCCCGGAAGGUACAUCUACUUUGAAGGGUUCUCAGUUGACGAGCACGGAAAGCAGCAUUACAUGGAUGUAACUGUUGCCUACCGACAGACUUGCCUCCGUUUGAUCGAAUAUCUUCGCAGGUUUGGGUACAGCGAUUACCAGAUAUACCUCCUGAUGUCGUGUGCUCCCAUUCAAGGCCAUGUUGCUGGUAUCGUGGACAUCCCCAACGCCUGUACCACCAUUGGUCUCCCCGUGGAUAUUUUCGAUUUUGACAUCUUGCCUUCCGGUCCAGCCAAGGCCCUCGAGAUGGGCACAUGUGCGUUUGAGACGGGUGUGAAAGAGGGCAAGGUGACAGCAGGUGGCAAGAACAGUGAGCAUAGCUUCGGGGGCGGUUUGACACACAAAGCAACGGUAGUGGAAAAGGUCAAAGAUGCUGUUUCUAGCUCGUAA
Molecule: messenger RNA, 1350 nt
Organism: Neoarthrinium moseri
Lineage: Eukaryota; Fungi; Ascomycota; Sordariomycetes; Amphisphaeriales; Apiosporaceae
Exons: 8
Coding region: 1-1350 (449 amino acids)
Molecular function (GO): hydrolase activity, acting on carbon-nitrogen (but not peptide) bonds, in linear amides
Source: RefSeq, a predicted model, not a curated record